Messenger RNA from Impatiens glandulifera, 2022 nucleotides. Its product is annotated as D-3-phosphoglycerate dehydrogenase 2, chloroplastic-like. The record is from RefSeq and is a predicted model, not a curated record. Gene Ontology annotation, molecular function: NAD binding; phosphoglycerate dehydrogenase activity. NCBI's taxonomy places the organism in Eukaryota, Viridiplantae, Streptophyta, Magnoliopsida, Ericales, Balsaminaceae.
AUGUCUUCCGCGAAUCCCAUUUUCGCAUCAUCGUCAACUCAUGCUCCUAACAAGAAUUCCUCCCCACGACGACGACGUCUCUCUUUCCUGAAUUCCUCUUCCCAAACGUCGAUUUCUUCAUUCCCCAACCUUUUGCCCCUCCAAUAUCUUCUCCGAUCUUCUUCUUCUUCUUUUGCUGUCUCCAAUGUCCUCAAAGUCGUCCGCACUCCCAACAACAUCACGCCUUCCAAGCUUGCUCAUGCACAACGCACAGCUUCUUCCUCCCCUAAACCAAGAAUCCUCGUCUCCGAAAAGCUCGGAGAGGCCGGGCUGGAUCUCCUUCGAGAAUGGGGUGAAAUCGAAUGUCUCUAUGACUUGUCCCCCGAGGAUCUGUGCUCCAAGAUCUCACAAUUCGAUGCUCUUAUUGUAAGGAGUGGGACCAAGGUCAACCGACAAGUCUUCCAAGCGGCCCAGGGACAGCUCAAGGUAGUUGGAAGAGCCGGCGUAGGAAUCGACAAUGUGGAUCUUCAGGCUGCCACUGAGUAUGGUUGUCUUGUUGUUAAUGCUCCCACGGCUAAUACGAUUGCUGCUGCCGAGCAUGCUAUUGCUCUGCUUGCUUCCAUGGCCCGUAAUGUCUCACAGGCCGAUGCUUCCAUGAAAUCAGGUAUAUAUAGAUAUUUAAUUAUUUAUUUAUGAAUGAAUAUGAUUUGGGGGUACUGGUGGUGUGGUACAGGGAAAUGGCAACGGAACAAGUACGUGGGAGUUUCUCUGGUAGGAAAAACACUAGGAGUGAUGGGAUUCGGAAAGGUUGGAUCAGAAGUUGCAAGGAGGGCAAAGGGGCUUGGAAUGCACGUGAUUUCACAUGAUCCAUAUGCCCCUGCCGAUAGAGCGCGUGCAAUUGGUGUGGAUUUAGUCUCAUUCGAUGAGGCUAUUUCCACUUCAGAUUUCAUUUCGCUGCAUAUGCCGCUCACACCCGACACUUCCAAGCUGUUCAAUGAUAACACUUUUGCCAAGAUGAAGAAGGAUGUGCGCCUCAUUAAUGUUGCAAGAGGCGGUGUUAUUGAUGAAGAUGCAUUACUCAGAGCCCUUGAGAGUGGGGCUGUAGCUCAGGCAGCACUUGAUGUAUUCUCGGAGGAGCCGCCCUCCAUGGACAGUAAAUUGUUGCAAGUUGAGAAUCUCACCUUAACACCUCACCUUGGAGCUAGCACCAAGGAAGCUCAGGAAGGUGUUGCUGUUGAAAUUGUUGAGGCUGUUGUUGGAGCAUUGAAUGGGGAGCUGUCUGCAACUGCUGUAAAUGCUCCAAUGGUCCCUGCUGAAGUUGUGUGUGAGCUAGCCCCUUAUCUCCAACUGGCUGAAAAGUUGGGGAGGCUAGCUGUACAGUUGGUGGCUGGAGGGGGGAGUGGGAUUAAGACAGUAAGGAUAAUAUACAGAUCGGGUAGGGAUCCAGAUGACCUGGAUACGAGACUUGUUCGCGCGAUGAUAACAAAAGGGAUAAUAGAGCCGAUAUCAAGCUCUUUUGUGAAUCUGGUGAAUGCGGACUACAUAGCCAAACAGAAAGGCCUGCGAAUAGUGGAAGAGCGAGUGGGUGUUGACUCGUCCCCAGAGCAUCCCAUUGACUCAAUUCAGCUCCAGAUUAGCAACAUCGUCGGAUCAAAGUUUGCCAGCGCCGUGGUGGUGUCCGUACCGACAUCGGAGGAGGAGGAGCUAGGAGAUCAAGGAAUUAAUAAUAAUAUGAUCAGCGUCCAAGGAAGGGUUAAAUGUGGAACUCCCCAUCUGACUAGAGUCGGAUCAUUCAGCGUCGACGUGAGCCUUGAAGGAAACCUCAUACUCUGCCGUCAAGUCGACCAACCGGGCAUGAUUGGCCAGGUUGGGAACAUUCUCGGGGAGGAAAACAUCAAUGUCAGCUUCAUGAGCGUUGGGAGGACUGUCAAGAGGACCGAGGCUAUCAUGGCCAUUGGGGUUGACGAGGAACCCAACAAGGAUGCUCUCAACAAGAUUGGGGAUGUCUCCGCUAUUGAGGAAUUUGUCUUUCUCAAGCUAUAA